GGAUUGGAUAUGGAGGAGUUAGAAGAAAUUGAAGAAGAUGCUGGGCUUGGCAAUGGUGGUCUUGGGAGGCUUGCUGCCUGCUUCUUGGACUCCAUGGCAACCCUGGGACUUGCAGCCUAUGGAUAUGGCAUCCGAUACGAAUAUGGGAUCUUUAAUCAGAAGAUCCGAGAUGGAUGGCAGAUAGAGGAGGCAGACGAUUGGCUCAGGCAUGGAAACCCCUGGGAGAAGUCCCGCCCUGAGUUCAUGCUGCCUGUGCACUUCUACGGGAAGGUAGAGCACACCGAGACGGGGACCAAGUGGAUCGACACCCAGGUGGUCCUGGCUCUGCCAUAUGACACCCCAGUGCCUGGGUAUAUGAAUAACACCGUCAACACCAUGCGCCUCUGGUCUGCUCGGGCACCAAAUGACUUUAACCUCAGAGACUGUGAGUACAGCACUUUUUGAUCACAAGUUAGGACC
Molecule: messenger RNA, 459 nt
Organism: Galeopterus variegatus (Sunda flying lemur)
Lineage: Eukaryota; Metazoa; Chordata; Mammalia; Dermoptera; Cynocephalidae
Product: glycogen phosphorylase, liver form-like
Exons: 4
Coding region: 10-444 (144 amino acids)
Biological process (GO): glycogen catabolic process
Cellular component (GO): cytoplasm
Molecular function (GO): glycogen phosphorylase activity; pyridoxal phosphate binding
Source: RefSeq, a predicted model, not a curated record